This is a messenger RNA of Halichondria panicea, 6700 nucleotides long. RefSeq lists its product as uncharacterized. Lineage: Eukaryota; Metazoa; Porifera; Demospongiae; Suberitida; Halichondriidae. The transcript has 23 exons. Gene Ontology annotation, biological process: transcription by RNA polymerase III. The record is from RefSeq and is a predicted model, not a curated record. Gene Ontology annotation, molecular function: protein binding. Bases 90 to 6497 code for a protein of 2135 amino acids. Gene Ontology annotation, cellular component: transcription factor TFIIIC complex.
GUUUAUUUUAAUAUCCCCCUGAUGGAAUUUGUGAAGAGACGGCGAAAAACGAAGAGCGAGAGAAAGUUUCAAAGUUAUAACAUUCCAAGAUGACUGACUCUGACAGCAGUUUUGAAGAAAUGAACGAUUCAGAAGAUUUCAGAGAACAUCUCCUGGUGUUGAAAGCAAAAUGGAAAGCAGCUUUAAAGAAAAACAAAAAGUUACUUCUAAAAUGUCCCAAUUAUGAGAGGUGUCAAUCCAAGUGUGGCAGUGUUGGAGGAAUGCAGUACCACUAUGAGAGGUGCACGGGGAAUGCCCCUCGGUUCAAGUGUGACCAGUGUGAUCGAACCUACGAGAGCAGGACGGGUCUCAAUUAUCACAUGGCUAGCUCGCAUAUCAAUGAGCCUAGCGAAGACAACAAGAGUGAUAGCCCUUCCCGACCACAACGCUCAGCUGCCUUGAACACAAUGUCUGCCAUGCACAUCUCCAGCAACCCACCCUCGCUAAAGCAAUCCCCCACUCGCACACCUCCCAAACCCCCCACUCCCAAGGCAACUGCUCCCCCCAAAACACCACCCCCUGCGUUGGAACUGAGUGACUUCCCAUCUCCACCGAAACUGAUGAUAGUUUCCCAGAGUGACGAUGAGGAAGAGGUGUCAACCAAACCAGCUGUGAAGAAGUCAUCUCCCAGCUCUAAAGCCACACCCAAGAGUGACGGGGGGACGGAUGGAAAGGGGAAGAAAACAACUAAAUACGUCACUAUUCCUUCUAUUGAGUACCCGGAUGAGUACAAGUCCUUCCUACCCGUGUGGAGACAUGAGAUGAAAGAAAACAAGAUAAUAAAGUGCCCCAACUAUAAGGACUGUGAUUUCAAGUGCACUACAGUGAAUGGUAUGAAGUACCACUAUGUCCGCUGUGGGAAGGCCAACCCUCCGGAGUUCAACUGUGAGCUCUGUGGGAAGAAGUUUCAGUGCCGAACUGGUCUGGUCUGGCAUCUUAAGAAGACGCACAAGCUAAUUGACAUCCAGCCUUCCAAAGGUGGUGGUUUCAAAGGCACACUGCCAGCCAAGUUAGUGAUGGGUCCAGUCCCUCAAGACCACUCCCCUCACCCGCGUAAGAAGAUCAAGCUGAGUGAUAGCGGGAGGGAGAACCGCUCUCCUAUAGGGCACAAACCUCAGAAGAGCUUCUCUCGAAGGAAGCGAUACACACCGCACAAGACUCCUGAGGAGAUACUGCAGAAUGUCGUGAUGUUCACUUCCCUUCCUUCACCAAAACUGGGCCCUCAAGCUGUAAAGGAAGUCCUGGUACCCCUAUCAGAGUACCACAUCUAUGAGAACAUACCCACAGACGAUGUGUCUAAACCGAGCACUAUCAUCCAGCUAGGAGAGGAAGCACUCACCUGGCAAAGAAUGUCCUCUGAUUCUGAAAGCGAGGGAGAAUACAACAGCACAGAGUUGAUAUUCGAAGAGGAAGUAUUUGGAGGCUAUAGGAGCAGUAAUAGUUUGUCUGAUUCUGACGAUGACUAUAUGUACGGUGCUAGUAAGAAAAAACAGAAACACAAAUCAAAUGGUCCGACUUUAGGAGUUCGUAGUGCGGCUCCGAGGAGAGGUAGACCACCGAAGAAUAGAGACGUGAAGGAUGACGUUUAUGAGCCGAUUUCAAUGGAGAGUUUACCGUCAACUUUUAAUAGGGAUUCCCUUCCACCACCUUUAUUGACGGAGGCAGAGCAGAAGCCUGCUCUACCACAGAUGCCGCCUCUUAUUAAAACACCCGAUGCUACUUCAGAGGAGAAAUCACUCGAGCCAUACACAACGUCAUUAUACAAGGCCACCUCACACGUUCAACCACCUCCUGGGCUGAUAUUGCCAGUCAAGUCUGAGCACUCAGCUCGACACAGCAGCAACAAACUACCCGAGCCUCCUCCUCUACUUAAGAACAGUAAUGCAUCAGACGUGACCGAUUAUCCUCAUAUAGUACUCCCAUCUAACUCCCCCUCUAGUCCAUCGUGGACCACCACCCAGACGACCGGGCCUACACACACAGCCCCUGCCCUAGGGAGACCCGGACGACCCGGACGACCUCCCAGAUCUAAGACGGGGGGAGCAAAGGACAAGAAAGCAACCACUGUUCGUACCGGCUCUACAACUGCUCAUUUUCGAUCGUCAAGGGGUUCAAAAGGUCAAUCCUCGUCCUACUCAACGAAAGGAAUGAAAAUGACACAAUAUGAGUUUUCGUCGAGCUCCUCUAGCAUGUCCAGCCACUCGAUCACAAAUUCUUCCCCAUCUCAAUCGAGUAUGGUUACUUACGGGACGCCAUCCUCACUGCAAAACAUCGUGGCCCCCAUUCAGAUUAUCCAAGGCAUUCCAACUAAUUCAGUUCAAGUGCAGGGCUACCAGAGUGUUCAGCCGGGAGGCAUGAUGCUAAUGCAAGGGACCCGGCCUCUGGGCCUGGAGUACGCUCCCCAACAGAGCCCCUCGUAUAUCACACAGGACGGACAGACAUACCAGAUUAUCCAGGCACAGCCACAACAUUUGACUAUGUCUGAUGCCGGCGAUAAUUCACAGAAAGUCAGUGUGAUAAUGCAACCUAGUGCAGCAACAUACACCACUCAAACUACUGCAGGAGGCAUUCAAUACUUAACACAGUUGGAUGGACCACCUCCUCUGACAAAAACGAAAGAAAAAACUGACAAAGCAACUUUAAAGUCUAAUUUUGAGAAAGCUCGAAAACAAGAGCAAGCCAAACUGAAACAGUCAUCAUCAACAGUGUCUAGUAGUACGUCAACUGAAGUCACUUCUCAAUCUCGGGCCAGUAGCGCUGAAAUUAGCUCGGAGGAUAAAAUGAGUAAACAACUUAAGAUGUAUCUAGAUAAAGAGGUGGGACGCAAACCCAAACAAACACCUGUGCCUACUCGGGACAUUGUACCACCAAAGAGUCGGAGAGCCAAGUCCAUCUCAGUCGAUCGCACUUUACAUGUGGCAGAGAAAUCUCCAAAACUGCAAGUAAGUCAGAGCCUGUUCUCAAGUUCUGGACGCAAUGUUGAUUCAAAUAUUGGAAUACACACCUUGUUAAAUAAUCCCAGUUCCAAAACUCCAGUGAAAAAAUUGAACACUAGGGAUUCUACUUCAUCUGUUACUGGCCUUUUUCAACCGGACAAUACCCAAACAAUCAAACCAGCGGAUACUCGACACUGUGCUGCAACGCCAGAACUGGGGGAGGCAAAAAUGCCCUUAGAGAUGAAUUUUAACCAAUCCAACUCAAACGAUAACAGUCAUUCAUCGGACAGUGGCAAUGAGGAAGUAGCUAGCGGAAGCUCAAGCAAGACAAGACCGACAAAGAGACGCAGAGAAAUGGCUGCUGCUAGCUCACUGCAAAAAGGAACUGCUAGUAAAGGAAAGAAAUCAACUCGUGGUAAAGGCAGAGCAAAGGCUGCCACCACUAGUGAAGACUCGGCCUCUGUUCAAUGUAUAGACUUGACAGAACCUUCCCCCAAGAAGAAAGCAAGGUCCAAUGCCAAGACAAAGGGAAAUGAUAAGGAAGCUUCACUUGCAGAAACCUCAGUGGUGGUUGAAGAAACUUUGAUGAAACUUGGCAAGAGAUCUAGACAAAGAGCAACCGAGAAGCCAUUGAGCUUAGAACAUUGUGAAAUGGACACUGUUGAACAAGCUAUCUCUGAGUCUCAACUCUCUCCAGAGGAUUCAUUACCAGUUGUUGAUUCCACCAUUGCUCCUUCCCCCGCUAAGAAGAAGAGAGGACCUAAGAAGACAGGUGAUGUGUCGUCUGAGCCUGGGCCUAGCUCUGGGGGGAGCGGUAAAGGACGCAAGUCAACUGGAGGCAAGAAGUUCCAGUGUGACAAGUGUGAUGCUGAAUACUCUAGCAAGAAGAGUCUGGUGAAUCACAUCGCUUCUGUACAUGCCAUACAGCUGGAUGCGAACACCCCGAUGGCCGAGUGUGUCCCUGUGUGGAGGAGGGCCAUCAAAAUUGCCAAGGCUGUGAUAUGCUGCAAGUGUGGAGAGUACAAAGCUGUCAAUGUGGAGGCCAUCAAGUACCACUGGAACAGAUGCAACAAGGAUGAGGAGUCCUUCACCGUGCGAUGUCCCCACUGCGACAAGGAAUACAGGUCCGAGGCAGGACUAAAGUACCACCUCCGCUACACCCACAUCUCCCCUCCACCUCAACCCUCGAGGUCUCCCUCCCUUGAAGCCGUACGGGAUCCCUCCAAGCCCCUCCCACCACGCAGGGCUGCUACCAAAGCCACUAAGAAAAUGGCUGCCUUGAUCAUUCCUGUAGACACUCCGGGUGCCUCCCUCCCAUCGUCUAGCAGCAACACUAAGAUCACCACCCCCUCCCCUUCACCGAGUGCACCGAAAGUGGGUGUGGUCAGCAUCACCGCUGAGCUUAGGGCUGCCUUCGUCAGAAAGGAGAUUGUCGAGUGCCCUCAUGAGGGCUGUGAGAAGACCUUCAAAACAUUGCCAGGACUCAAAUACCACAUGGCCAGGCAUCGUGACACCAACCCUAACAAAUUCCAGUGCCCUGUUUGCAAACAAGUCCUCAAAGGAGUGAAGAGGUUUGAGAAUCACAUCAAGGGCAAGCAUCCAAACGAAGACCCUGAGCUGAUGAAUGUGACUGAUCACGAGUAUGUACCUGGUGAAGAGCCGGAUGACUCGGACGGUGAUGUCCAUGACGACUGGGAGGCAGAAAAAGACGAAAUUGAAGAUCCCCCUAAAAAAAGCAUCAGUGCUAGUCGCUCGCACAAAGCUCACCUUGCGGCCAAGUGGGUCCAUAACGUGCCUACUAACUAUGGAGGAUAUCGGGAUAAGGUACGGGAGGUGUGGUCUCAGCUGUACGAGGGACGAGAGGUACUGGCUGGGGAGGAGUGGACUGUCAAGGCUCAACACUGGAAGAAGGUCUCCUCUAAGAGUGACCUUGCAAUGUACCUACCUGAGUGCAAACAGUCUAUGCCAUUCAUAGUUGCCACUAAGGCAGAGUCAGAGGAGACGGAGCCCCACACCCUCUCACUCUUCAGUGCCUGUGAGGGUUGUGAGGGUGUGACGGGGGCGGUGAUGUAUACAGGUGGUCCAGUGUGGAGUAUGGACUGGCUGCCAGUGGAGGGAGAGGCAACUGAACACUACGUGGCAUUGGCUGCAUACAAGGGCCUGGAUGAGACCUUUCAGAUCAAGUAUCCCAUCACUCAACCUGGCCUCCUUCAAUUCUGGAAGGUGGGGGCUCUCACUAAUGAGAAGGGGCACACUCCAACUACCCAGUUUGUCCUGGGGCUAGCUCACAACUAUGGUGUCAUCAGAGACAUGAAAUGGUGUCCCUCAGUGAGGUGGUCUGGCAGUAGGGGGGCGGGGAAACGACUGGGUGUGCUGGGUGUGGCUUGCAGUGAUGGAACUGUCAGGAUUUUAGUGAUACUCCAACCGGAAGAACUGAGUCAACAGUUUUCUGAGAAGGCUAACAAAAAGAAGAAAGCCUCAGCUACUAGUCCAAACCACCUCAUCGUGUCCCUGGAGAGCGAGGCUGCACUGCUGGUGCCCUCAGGAGCAGGGAUAUCUGAUUGGUCAGAAUUUGGUCAGUGUCUUUGUCUGGAUUGGUUGCCUGGUAACAAGUACACUCGGAUAGCGGCCGGAUACUCAAAUGGAGUGGUGUGUGUGUGGGACCUGGAGAACACGUGUGUGGCACUUCCAGCACUCUGCUCCAGAGAGAAGGGUCUGGUGAUCCACCCCAUGACUCAGCUGACUGCACACAAGGCUCCCUGCAAGACUGUCUCAUGGUGCCCACAUGAUCACAAUUAUAUCUUCACAGGUGGCUAUGACAAGUGUGGUUGUCUGUGGGACUUGCGACAGCCUUACUCACCUCUAGAGAAACAGGAAAAGGGUAUGCUGUUGAGCUCCAAGUGGCCUCUUCUCUGGAACGAGGUGCUGUUUCACAGUGAUGGCACAGCUGGAGCUGCAGCUAACUCCCCUGUCCCCUGUCUCUCCUACCAUCAUGCCUCCAGUGGGAGCAGACCCUCCAAGAACCUCCUCCACUGCUCAGCACCUAUCACCAGUGUGAGCUAUUGUCAUUGGUCGGACAGAGUGGCGGCUGGCUCGUACAGUGGGGAGGUGGGCAUGGUCACUCUACCCUCUCAUUUACACCUCUCUAAUGUCAUCAUCGACAGAGCACGAAAGAAAGGCAUUAAACGAGAGAUUGUGUGGCUGAACCACAGAGAGCCCGUGUCUCCCACGGCUACCCCCACUUCCUCUGCCCCGCCCAUCUCUGAGCUGGUACAGACACAUCGUCUCGUCCUCACUCCUUCCCCCGGGACGGAGGUGUUCCAGAGACACAGUCAACUCUUACCUGAUGACACUCCUCUGCAAGCUACCACCAAGGUGGUGUGGAGCCCUAACGAGAGCAGCUAUGAGUGGAUGAUGGUCGGGUCCAACACUGGACUAGUGCAACUACUACACAUACAAGCCCCCAUACAAAAACCUGCUCGCUUUUUCUCCACAUAUUGUUACCAGUCAACUGUAUGCUAGUUUUGUAAGAUAUUAUAUGCAAAUAUUUCUCUGUGGCAGCCAAUCCCUGCCUUUUUCAUUUUAUUGUCCAAUCGAAUUUUACACAAUUAGUUUUUUUUCUCUCCUAAAUUGACCACAAAGUUAUGUUCUUUCUACGAUCAGAACUUCGAUUGUUCUCUCUUAUUCACAUCUCACAAGUCACUAUAAUUAUUGAAUUGUCCUUG